GGCGCCGGCCAAACAGAGCCCGAGGGCGGGCCUAGCGCGCCCGGACGGAGACCACCUUGCGGCCGACCCCGCUCCCCCGCCUCCUCGGGAGAGAUAAAUGCUGACUCCGCUCGGAAAGUUCUCAACUGCAAAGUUUGCUCUCCGGCUGCCUAGGGUCUGGGAAGCUCGGGCACCCUCCCUCUCCGGGGCUCCUGCUCCCACCCCUCCGGCCCCCCCACCGUCGCGCUCCUCCAGGCUGGGCCUGUGGCCGCGGUGCUUUUUAAUUUUCCCCCAGCUCAGAAUCUUGCUGCUCGGCCCCCAGGAGAGCAACAACUCAACGGGAACGAUGUGGAAGGUGUCAGCUCUGCUCUUCGUUUUGGGAAGCGCUUCGCUAUGGGUCCUGGCAGAAGGAGCCAGCACAGGCCAGCCAGAAGAUGACACUGAGACUACAGGUUUGGAAGGCGGCGUUGCCAUGCCAGGUGCCGAAGAUGAUGUGGUGACUCCAGGAACCAGCGAAGACCGCUAUAAGUCUGGCUUGACAACUCUGGUGGCAACAAGUGUCAACAGUGUAACAGGCAUUCGCAUCGAGGAUCUGCCAACUUCAGAAAGCACAGUCCACGCGCAAGAACAAAGUCCAAGCGCCACAGCCUCAAACGUGGCCACCAGUCACUCCACGGAGAAAGUGGAUGGAGACACACAGACAACAGUUGAGAAAGAUGGUUUGGCAACAGUGACCCUGGUUGGAAUCAUAGUUGGGGUCUUACUAGCCAUCGGCUUCAUUGGUGGAAUCAUCGUUGUGGUUAUGCGAAAAAUGUCGGGAAGGUACUCGCCCUAAAGAGCUGAAGGGUUACGCCCUGCUGCCAACGUGCUUAAAAAAAGACCGUUUCUGACUCUGUGCCCUGUCCCUGAGCUCGUAGGAGAAGAUGACCCGUGGAACACUUGCCUGGCCCACUCAGAAUCCACGGUGACCUCUCCGCUUGCCAAAAUAACCGAAGGAAAGACUGUUCACCAGACCUGGCUCCUCUAAACAUUUGCUGUUCCAACAUGUUUUUGAAUAUACAUUCUAUAAAAGAUUAUUUGAAAGACAACAUUCGUAGAAAAUGGAGCAAAACUGUAUAAACCGAUUUGUAACUAACACUGGACCAUUGGAUCGAUAUUAUAUGCUGUAACCAUGUGUCUCCGUCUGACCAUUCUUGUUAUUGUUAAAAUGCAGAGGAAUCUGGAAAUAUUUAUAUCCACGGAGUCCUUGGAUCCAGUGCUACGUCAGUAAAUAGCACCAGCAUUUUGCAAUUGCUGAUCUGCUGAAAUGUA
Messenger RNA from Pan troglodytes (chimpanzee), 1290 nucleotides. RefSeq names its product podoplanin (gene PDPN). The record is from RefSeq and is a predicted model, not a curated record. NCBI's taxonomy places the organism in Eukaryota, Metazoa, Chordata, Mammalia, Primates, Hominidae. Gene Ontology annotation, cellular component: lamellipodium; apical plasma membrane; basolateral plasma membrane. Gene Ontology annotation, biological process: signal transduction; cell migration; cell adhesion. The transcript is spliced from 6 exons. The coding region runs from base 98 to 814 and encodes 238 amino acids.